Messenger RNA from Paralichthys olivaceus (Japanese flounder), 2252 nucleotides. It is a transcript of the gene nkiras2, whose product is annotated as NFKB inhibitor interacting Ras-like 2. Gene Ontology annotation, biological process: Ral protein signal transduction; canonical NF-kappaB signal transduction. The record is from RefSeq and is a predicted model, not a curated record. NCBI's taxonomy places the organism in Eukaryota, Metazoa, Chordata, Actinopteri, Pleuronectiformes, Paralichthyidae. Gene Ontology annotation, molecular function: GTP binding; GTPase activity; GTPase activating protein binding.
CGCCAUUUUGCCGUGGACUGAGAGGGGGCGGGGCCACAUUACUGCAGUCGGUUACGUAAACUGUAAACAGGAAGUCGUCCGCGAGGAUUUCCUGAGAAAGAGUUAUGGGCAAAAGCUGCAAGGUGGUGGUUUGUGGCCAGGGUGCAGUGGGUAAAACGGCUGUUUUGGAGCAACUGCUGUAUGCCAACCAUGUUGCAGGUUCAGAGCCCAUGGAGACUCUGGAGGAUAUCUACAUCGGCUCCGUAGAGACGGACCGUGGUACACGAGAGCAGGUGCGCUUCUAUGACACCCGCGGACUCCGGGACGGAAUGGAGUUCCCUCGACAUUACUACAGUUUUGCAGAUGGCUUCAUACUUGUGUACAGCAUCGACAGCAAAGAGUCAUUUAAGCGAAUGGAGGCUCUCAAAAAGGACAUAGACCGUCAUAGAGACAAGAAAGAGGUGACCAUUGUUGUGCUGGGUAACAAGCUGGACAAGCAGGAGGAAAGAAGAGUUGACUCCAACAUGGCUCAGAACUGGGCAAAGAAUGAGAAGGUCCGUCUGUGGGAGGUUUCGGUGGUGGACAGACACACGCUUAUUGAGCCCUUCGUCUACCUGGCCAGCAAAAUGACCCAGCCACAGAGCAAGUCCACCUUCCCUCUCAGUCGCAACAAGAAUAAGGGAAGUGGUUCUACAGACAGUUAAAUGACCAAACACUGUUUUCAUGUUCAAGAGGGAGGAAUAACAAUGACCUUUAUUUAUAGAGCACUUUCAAAAUUUAGAUUAUAAAUUGCUUCACAAGGCAACAAUUAAAACAAGUCAUAUAAUCAUGAGACACAAAGAGAAUAGUUACAACACUUAAAAGACAGUUUAAAGAAAUUUAAAAUUCAAGUAGAAGCAGGAAAGGUCAAUGAUAAAGUAUGGACUGAGUUAACCGACCAUAUUUCCUCUGACAGAUCAUUCCAGCGCCUUGGGGCCAUUACUGCAAAGGUUCUGUCACCUUUUUUUAACUUCACUAAAAUCUUAUGAUCAAUUCAAAAACGUACAGGGAGCUUGUGCAAAGAGGCUUAAAGAGGAGUGGUGUGAUCACUCCUGUUAAAAGCCUGGCAGCUGAGUUUUGAAAAAGGGAGAAAAGGUGUUUUGAAGGGAACCAUGUUUUACAAGAGGAUCAGCUUUGAUGUCAUGAAGGACUGAGGUAGUAGAAGUUUGAGAAUGUGAAGAAGAGGAAAGGCAGAAUGAAUGUAUGGAUAUUUAUAUACAGUGAGCUCUGUAGGUAUUGGUAUAGGAUCCAUAUCUGAUGUUUUGGUGAAAUACAACUUUAAUCAUGAAUGAGUGAAAAUGGUGAUCUUUUUAUCCAAUGUGCCAUAUCAGCAAAAGAAAAAUCUAUGAAUUUAAGGUGUUUUGUUUGUCACUUCUAUUUGAUCAGGCUGAAUUGUGUUUAUCCACAGUCUUGUAACCACUAUAGCUGAUAAAAAAAAAUGUGGUACUUGAAUCACUGACAAUCAGCAUUUGAUGGUUACAGAUGAAUUGUUCUCACUGUAUAGAUGAAUUUGGAUCCAGAACACAUGUACACUGGCUAUUAUUUUAUGUACAUGUACACACAGACUGAAUCAUAACCCGCAUCAAUUUUAAAUGUUGCUUUAAUAUCAUUGUGUUAUAAAAAGUAUCAAAGGUGAAUAGAUUUAUUGAUGAUGUACAGUGUGCUGUUUGUCUUGCUCUGGAGAUUUGUUACACUAUAUACAGUAAAUUCUGUAAAUGAUUCACUGUUGGAUGUUGUAAUGAUUGACAUUCCUUACCACAUAUGGCCUUCUGUACAGGCGUUAGAAAUAUGAAUAUGAGAUAAAAGAUGUUCAGAUGAAAGGCAGUUUCUGCAGGCUCAGGUGCAACUUUUCCAUCUUGACCACACAUUUAAAACAUGGGUAUAUAUAGUAAAAUGUCAUCUUUAACAAUGUGACUCAUCAGUUACAGUCAGUGCUGAAGUUAAAGCUAGAGUGUUUGUACUGAGCGGUAGAUUAAAACCCUUUAGACAUUUCCUGACCUGUUCAUUCAGGAGGCAACACAAGGUCAAAUAUGUGCAGCUUUUAUUAUUUGUUUUAUUGAAAAGGGCAAAUCUGCUGCUUCUGCUGUCUUUAAUAUUCAUGUAUCAUAUUCUGUCAACCCAAUGUGUCAUUCAACCUUUUUGUUAACAUCGAACAUUCAAGUUUUCCCUGAACUGUGGUCACUUGAUAUUUGUUUGCAUGUAAACAAAUUAAAAUAUUUUUUUCCUAGGCCUGA